GGACACUACACAUCUACCAGAGACACCCUGGGAAUAAAAAUGUGACUCGGGGAUGAGAAGGAGGCGGGCAUCGCUGUAUUCCGGGGCUUGUUUUGAAACUAAGUUGCCAAAUGUUUCCUGGAGCAUACGUGUGGACCCAAGGUAACCAUUGUAUCGUGUUUUGGCGAGAGGAGGUUUCGGCUACGCUUUAAAAUCUGAUUAUUCUUUCUUACGAAGCCAGCACUUCAACGACUGAUUUCCGCGGGUCCUCCCCCAAAGUUCGAGGCUUCCGCACGGUCUCCACCUGUCAUUUUUGUCCGUGACUUCCUCCUGACCCGCUCGGCUUCAUGAGACUGUCCUGCUGAUACGCCCGUAUUCCAUUUUUCGUGGCCCGGAUCAAAAGGUUGUGUUUUACGGACUGGCCUUGAAUUUGCUAACAUCUAUCAAGUGACAUCUGCAGCUUCAGUUCAAUCAAUAGGAGCCUGCUGGAGAGAUGGUUAGAAGUACCUGAGACCAAUUAAAGAUGCUCCAGUCUGUAGUGGGGAGUGAGCCUCCUUGUCCUUGGUCCCCAGGAACUGCGGCAGGUUGUGGUGCAAGUUGAGACUGACCAAUGUGCCUGGGACAGCAGGGUUCCUUUUUUCUUCCUGGAACCCUUUUGAACAGUGGAAGAAGCAGACACCUGGUUGAGAAAGGAUGCCCACCAAGGGGAAAUACUUCCUCAAUGAGGAUGAGGAAUGGAAGAGCAAAGAUUCCCGCUAUGAGCAGUUCCACCACAUGAGCCAACACUACCCUCUCUUGCUCAUCUUCCUCUCUAUUGCCAUCAUCUUCUCAGUCAUCCUCAUCGUUCUUGCCUUCCUCCAAGAGAACUACCUCGCACACCAACCCUUCCUGGUGACGGCAUUCAUGACGCUUAUUCUGUUUGCAAUCAUUUAUGCGCUGGUAUACAUCGAGUGCCUCUUUCAGAAAUGGCUCAAAUUCUUUGCUGUGAUCAUCUGGAUUUGCUUCUUGACCCUGGGUUUCGUCUUAAUCUUCGACUCAAGGGAUGAGAAAACCUAUGUGUGGGAGCAGGUACCCUUCUUUCUCUUCAUCAUCUUCACUGUGUAUACCAUGCUGCCUUUUGAGAUGAAGGAGGCCAUUGUGGUGAAUGUCCUGUCUACCCUGUCUCAUCUGCUUGUGCUAGGUGUCCGGGCUGAGGUGUUCACAGCGGCACUCCAUUCACCAGUAGUGCUCCAGUUGCUGGCAAACACCACCAUUUUCCUUUGUGGGAACUUGAUGGGUGCCUUUCACAAGUCCCAAAUGCAAGAUGCAUCCAAGGACCUCUACAUCUACACCCUUAAGUACAUCCAGAUCCGAAGGAAACUGAAGAUCAAGAAGCGUCAGCAGGAGAACCUGCUGCUCUCAGUAUUGCCAGCUCAUAUCUCCAUGGGAAUGAAGCUGGCCAUCAUUGAGCGGCUCAAGGAGAACAAUGACAGACGCAGUAUGCCCGACAACAACUUCCACAGCCUUUAUGUCAAGCGGCACCAGAAUGUGAGCAUCCUGUAUGCCGACAUUGUGGGCUUCACCCGUCUGGCCAGCGACUGUUCCCCGAAGGAGCUUGUGGUGAUGCUGAACGAGCUCUUUGGGAAGUUUGACCAGAUAGCCAAGGAAAACGAGUGUAUGAGGAUCAAGAUUUUGGGGGACUGCUAUUACUGUGUUUCUGGUUUGCCAGUGUCCUUACCAACUCACGCCAGGAACUGUGUGAAGAUGGGACUUGAUAUGUGUGAAGCCAUCAAGCAAGUGAGGGAAGCCACGGGUGUAGACAUCAACAUGAGAGUGGGCAUUCACUCUGGAAAUGUGCUCUGUGGGGUCAUCGGCCUUCGAAAGUGGCAGUAUGAUGUGUGGUCCCAUGAUGUCUCCUUGGCCAACCGGAUGGAGUCAGCUGGGGUCCCUGGCCGGGUGCAUAUCACUGAAGCCACAUUAAACCAUCUGGACAAAGCAUAUGAAGUGGAGGAGGGGAAUGGACAGGAGAGAGACCCCUACCUGAAGGAGAUGAACAUUCAGACCUACCUGGUCAUAGACCCCCGGUCCCGGCAACAGCAGCCGGUCAGCCAGCACCUCCCAAAGCCGAGAGCCAACGAUGCCCUGAAGAUGCGGGCCUCUGUCCGAAUGACCCGCUACCUGGAGUCCUGGGGGGCCGCCCGGCCCUUUGCGUCUCUCAAUCACAGGGAGAGUCUGAGCACGGACAUCCUCAUCCCCAAAGUGAAGCGACCAAAGGCAAUCCCCCUGCGGCGUCACAGGGAUGCGGACAGAAAUGCAUCUCCAAAGGGGAAAGCUGAGGAGGACACCUACGAUGAAGAGCUGAUGUUGGCCAUUGAAGGUCUCAGCUUGGCCAGACCCUGCUGCUGCGGGAAUUCUGAGGACUUCUACACCAUUGGAACGUUCUUUGUGGAGAAGAACUUUGAGAAGGAGUACCGAACCAUGCCGGUCCCCAGAGUCCGCAAUUACUUUGCUUGUGCCGCCCUUGUCUUCUGCUCUCUCUUGCUGGUCCACGUCUUAGUCAUAUGCAGGACUGCAGAAAUGGGGAUCUCCUUUGGGAUUGUGGCCGGUGUGAUACUGCUGGCCUUGGGGGCGUGCUUUGCCGAUGAUGUCCUGAAGUGCUGCCGAGAUCAGUCCGGCCUUCGCCUCCUUAGGACCCUCUCCCAGAAGGUGGAGACUGAGCCUCUGCUGAGACUGUCCUUGGCUGUCCUGACCAUUGGUGGCCUGCUGACUGUGGCCAUCGUGAAUCUGUUACUGACACCGUCUCAGCAGUCCUGUGUGCACUUCAGUGAGCCGAGUCGUGAGGACAGCACCCCUAGCCAGUGUUCAGUCCUUCCGUACUAUGCCUACAGCUGUAUCCUGGCCUUCAUCGGCUGCUCCAUGUUCCUGCGGAUGAGCUUGGAGCUGAAGGUGCUGAUGCUGACGGCCUCGGGAAUCUUCUACCUGGUGGUCUUCAACACUUACAUCAGUGGGAACCCAGAGGCAGAUGGGAUCGGAUCCAGGAACGUCACUCUCAACAACAGCUCCCCCUCCUACCUAGGCCCCUCCAGUCUCUCAACUUCACGAUUCAUGAAAGAUCUGAAGAUAAUGAUCAAUUUUUACCUGUUACUGUUUUAUUUUACCCUUAUCUUGCUGUCAAAACAGAUUGAUUAUUAUUACCGCCUGGACUAUCUGUGGAAGAACAAGUUUAAGAAAGAACAGGAAGAAUUUGAAACCAUGAAGAAUGUGAAUCAUCUCCUGCUGGAGAACGUCCUCCCUACUCACGUGGCCGAGCAUUUCAUUGGGGACAAGCUCACUGAGGACUGGUAUCACCAAUCUUACGACUGUGUCUGCGUCAUGUUUGCAUCUGUGCCCGAUUUCAAAGUGUUCUACACCGAGUGUGACGUCAACAAGGAGGGCCUCGAGUGCUUGAGGCUCCUAAAUGAGAUCAUCGCGGACUUUGAUGAGCUACUGCUGAAGCCAAAAUUCAGUGGGGUGGAGAAGAUCAAGACUAUCGGUAGCACCUACAUGGCAGCUGCUGGACUCAGCCUUACCCCUGGGCAGGAGAAUAACCAGGAUCAGGAGCGCCAGCAUGCCCACAUAGGCAUCAUGGUGGAAUACAGCAUUGCUCUGAUGAACAAGCUAGAUGGCAUCAACAGGCACUCCUUCAACACCUUUCGCCUCCGGGUUGGCAUCAACCAUGGGCCGGUCAUAGCUGGGGUGAUUGGUGCACGCAAACCUCAGUAUGACAUCUGGGGAAACACAGUCAAUGUUGCCAGUCGAAUGGAGAGCACUGGAGAACUUGGGAAAAUCCAGGUUACCGAGGAGACCAGUACUAUCCUCCAGAAGCUGGGCUAUUCUUGUGAAUGCCGGGGACUGAUCAACGUCAAAGGCAAAGGAGAGCUAAGAACUUACUUUGUCUGUACAGAUACCACUAAGUUCCAAGGUAUGGGGCUAAACUGAGGAAUUCCACUGGAUUGUAAGGUUCGCUUACUUUGCCUUUCUUACCCAAGCAGAGGAUCGAUGGCUUGGCCCUUGGAACUUUGGUGACGAGCAGAAAAAGCUCCCAUCUCCCGGGCUUGCUUUAAAGAAUUUCUCCUCUCUUGGACGCGAGACUCUUACUUUUGGUCUAAGCCAACUACAGUGCUGAAACUGUGAGAAAGAACUCCAAGGGCGAGGCAUCCAGCUGCCAACAGCAUGGGAGAUAGCAAGCUUCUGGCGCCUUCUGGCUACAGGCCUUGUAGAGCUGUUCCUGGGCAGAAGGCAGGGGUUUGGAUUGUAGCUGUACCUGGAAACUGUUACAUCAUAGAGUGCCAUCUAGUGACUUCUUGGCAACAAAGAGACUCUUUUUAUAGAAACUUUGACAUAUAGUCAGUUCCUGUUAUCUGAUGUCGCUUUAAAAUGGAUUUUCUGUUGGGUUUUGGAUGGGCCUUCCGCUCUGUUCUGGUUACCUCGGAGGAAUCACUUCUGGGAAAGAACUAUGGGAAGGAAUACCAGUUGACUUUCUUAGUUAAUAAUGGGCCAGACCUAGAUGGUGGUUUGAGAUCCCUAUUAGUUCUACAUGUCACAGAUAAAACCUUUGUUGGGGGAUGGGAAUGACUCAAAACCCCCCAAAACCCUAAAGGCAUUUUCUUUCAUUUCUAGAUUUUAAACAAUGGAGUGUGUUAAGGAAACAUUACUGAAGAUAAUUACUAACUGUUCCUAUUUGCUGUUUUUCUGUUUCCCCUGUUCUCAUGACUUUGUUCUAAACGGAUUUGUUUUAUUGGGACAUUUUAAAAGGUUUUCUCAAUGCUGGAAGAAUUAACUUGUUAGUCUGUCAUCUGUCUUCUUAAACUGACUGAAAAGCCCAAGAAAUCAAUGCCAUGACUUUGUGUUCUUAGUAUUUGUUCUGGGCAUGGAAUAGAGUCACCUUGGCUCUAAAAUCAAAUUUUCUUUGCAUUUUCAAUUUGGUUCUCCAAAGAAGGUAGAAGGUUAAAAAAAAAAAAAAAAAAAAGCCUUUUUUUGGGGGGAGGGGGUUUGCUAAAUUAGAUUCAGUCUCUUACCCCUCAUUUAUUACAUGGGUAUUAGACUUAUUAAACAUCAGUAAUCUUAAAUUAUGUUAGAAACCAUCUGCUUUUGUAGCUAUGUUGUUACUUUUCAGGCCAGAGAAAAACUAUACAUGUAACAUAAAGUUGUCCCAGCAUGAACCUAACCUACCUAUAGGAAAAUCUUCCCUUACAUCUUUGGUUUGCGAUUGGAAACUAGUAGGAACUUUAAGAGCUAACAAAACUAUUCAGCACAUAGGAAAAUCCCAGAAUACAUAUAAUCCAGACAGAGAAAAUCUCCCAAGAAAUCCUCUCUAGUCUUUGUCUAGGUGUAAUCUCAUCUAACAUUCUCCUUCACAGAAAUGUAGACAUAUUCAUUCUAAAUCAGAGUUAAUUCCCUUUAGAAACAAACUACAAUUAUGUAAUGUUCUUUUAAAUGUCUUGACUAUUGAGAACAGCAAUGUGCUUUCAUAGGAUUGUAGAUUUAGAAUUGAAGGUAUCUCAGACGUUAUCUAGUCAAAUCCUGCAGAUGACCUCAGAGAUGUUUUGUUCAAAGUCCAACACAGCCAAGUGCCAGAUAGAGAAUUUGAAUGCAGAUCCUCCCACUUUCAAUUCUGUGUUCCUUUCAUUGUCCCACCCUACCUUCUGAGGGAUGAGGGAAUGAUAACCUAUUUCAUUUGUUUAUAAGCAGAACUAAACUAGUAAUAGAAUUUUAGGUAAUAGAAUUUUAGGGAAAGUUUCCUAGUCUAGGCCUAGAGGUUUUAAAAAUGCUGAAUUUCAUUUCAUGUGUGGACAUUUCUGUGACAAAUUACCACUCAGUUUGGAUACCACUCAGUUCAUCUCAGCCAAAUUCAGUUUUCCUCCUAGGGGCUGGAAUUUACAACUUCCAAAAACACUUUCAAAGAUACCUAAUAAGCCAGAAAGUUAAGUGAACAGAAAAGGCCUUUUGUGAUCCAGAGGUGUCAAGUUCUGUCCUGUGAGACCCUUAGGAGCAGUCUUAUUUAAUAUUCUGUCCUGGGUGAGACUAAAUCUGGAGUACAAUUAGGUACAAAUGAUUCCCCAGAAUUGCUUGCUUUAUUUGAAUUUAUACCGCUAUUUCUAUACCAAUCACUGUAUUUUACAGAAUUAGAACUUCAAAUAGUGUGAAUUCCUAUUAUAUGUGGCCACUUCAUGGGAUUCAUUAUUGGGGUUAAUUAGGACUUGAUCAUAAUAUUCAGUUUGGCAUUCUACAUUUUAAGGAGAAUAAGCUGGAAUGUCUGGAAGAAGGCAAUCAGGAGUGUUGAAGGGCCUCAAGCACACACACACUAUAUAUAUAUAUAUAUAUGUCAAUUUAGGCUUGAUUUAAAGAAACAUUUGUCAGGUGCGUCCCUCAGCACAGUCUUCAUGCAAAGCUGGAUAAAAACUUUUUUACUUAGAUAUGGGUUGGAACAUAAGGCCUCUGAAAUCCUUUUCAAUACUGCAAUACUAAUACUUUCUCUACCAUGAGUAGCUGGUAUCUGAAAUCAUGAAGCACCUGAUUUAACUAUAUAAAAAAAUGAAGCAAUGUUUCUCUAUUAGCAAGUAAAAUAAAGACUAUGCUUAUAUUGGUAUGGGCACUCCUUUUACAGACAGAGAUCAUAACCCUUCCAUGACUUAGUAGAUGGUGCUAAUGUAUUUAUGUGGCUCAAAAAAUUUUAUCCACCUCGAGGCCAAAUCUUGUAUUAUAAGCCUCUCCAUUCUAACUUGUGGGAAAACAUGUGCUGGUAGUAUGUGUGUAUCAUUUGUUGUUACAAAUAAAGAAUGGCUCAGGA
Sarcophilus harrisii (Tasmanian devil) is the source of this 6787-nucleotide messenger RNA. RefSeq names its product adenylate cyclase 7 (gene ADCY7). NCBI's taxonomy places the organism in Eukaryota, Metazoa, Chordata, Mammalia, Dasyuromorphia, Dasyuridae. The transcript is spliced from 27 exons. Gene Ontology annotation, biological process: intracellular signal transduction; cAMP biosynthetic process; adenylate cyclase-inhibiting G protein-coupled receptor signaling pathway. Gene Ontology annotation, cellular component: plasma membrane. Bases 673 to 3936 code for a protein of 1087 amino acids. Gene Ontology annotation, molecular function: adenylate cyclase activity. The record is from RefSeq and is a predicted model, not a curated record.